Talaromyces rugulosus is the source of this 1599-nucleotide messenger RNA. RefSeq lists its product as uncharacterized. The record is from RefSeq and is a predicted model, not a curated record. Gene Ontology annotation, molecular function: transmembrane transporter activity. Gene Ontology annotation, biological process: transmembrane transport. NCBI's taxonomy places the organism in Eukaryota, Fungi, Ascomycota, Eurotiomycetes, Eurotiales, Trichocomaceae. The transcript is spliced from 3 exons. Bases 1 to 1599 code for a protein of 532 amino acids.
AUGGGUAUUUCCAAUGACAGCAAUGACAACAGUCACAGUCAUUCCGCGGCUGCGAAUAACCAAGAUGCAACAGCACCAUCACCAGAAUCACAGGUUGUGCCAGAGGUAUCGGCCAAAGGCAUAGAUGGUAAACCCACUGCUGGAAUAAUGAGUCGGAUAUGGUAUAUCGUCACCUGGGUCCCGCCAGCAUGUCGGUACGACCCCGAAAAUCCGCCCAAACUUACACUGGCGUUGAAUAUCCUGUUUGGAAUCGCGUGCACAUUUACCGUCGCGAAUCUUUACUACUCUCACCCGCUCCUGAACAUCAUGGCCAUCUCAUUCGAUAUCACCCAGGAGCGAGCUAGUACAAUACCUACUGUGGCCCAGGCUGGGUACGCUGCAGGCCUGCUGUUUCUCUGCCCCAUGGGCGACAUUGUUAAGCGUCGGCCGUUUGUGCUGCUCUUGAUGGCAUUUACAGCCACGAUAUCAUUGGGCCUCUGCCUGACUAAGAGCUUUGAAGCCUUUGUUGCACUGAACUGCAUUAUGAGUGUGACAACAGUGACUCCGCAAAUCAUGCUUCCCCUAGUCAGCCAGCUCGCAGCCCCUAAUCGCCGAGCUACAGCAAUUGCCAUCGUGGUCUCUGGUCUGCUGCUCGGGAUUCUCAUAGCCCGUCUGCUGUCUGGAAUUAUCGCCAACUACUCGUCCUGGCGCAACGUGUACUGGAUGUCAUUUGCCCUGCAAUACGUCAUUCUCGUACUCCUUUGGUUCUGCAUGCCCGACUAUCCGCAAACGAACAAGGGCAUGAACUAUUUCCGCAUGCUCUUUAGUAUUCUAGGGCUCAUUGUGAAGCAUCCCCAGCUGGUUCAGUCUUGCCUGAUUGGCUUCUUUGUUUCGUCGACUUUUACUUCCUUUUGGACCACCCUUACAUUUCUGCUAUCGGGAGACCCAUAUAAUUAUUCCACCGUGGUAAUUGGCCUCUUCGCGCUCGCCGGCAUUGUUCCCAUGCUCUCCGGCCCCUUUUUCGCAAACAGAUUCACCGAUAAAUUCCACACCCAUGUCUCCGUCCUCAUAGGGCAGAUCUUUUGUCUCAUUGGCAUUGCAAUUGGUACAUAUACAGGCAAAAUCACCGUUGCGGGGCCUAUUAUACAAGCCAUUAUUUUUGAUUUCGGUCAGCAGAUUUCACAAGUCGCCAACCGCACGGCCAUUUACGGGGUUGAACCCAAGGCGGCAAGUCGCGUGAAUACAGCGUACAUGGUAUCUGUCUUUUGCGGCCAGCUCAUGGGCACGGCUGCAGGGAACGAUUUGUAUGCUAGAGGAGGAUGGAUCUUGUCGGGUAGUGCGAAUAUAGGGUUCAUAGGCGCUGGGAUGGUUAUUUUGCUUCUCAGAGGACCGAAGGAGACGCGGUGGUUGGGUUGGCGAGGAGGCAUCGACCUGAGAAACAAACACGAUGAGGAUGGUGAUGAUUCUGCUCAACCGCAGCGUCAGAAUGAAUCACGCGGUGCUGUUCAGGCUGAAGGAACAGACAGUUCGCCGUCGGAAAACACUGUAUCGCCCCAGCAAGGUGAUUUCGAGAAAGGAGAUGUUCAACAAUCUGCCACAGCCGGCCGCGUAUCGGAGUAG